Molecule: messenger RNA, 1337 nt
Organism: Lemur catta (Ring-tailed lemur)
Lineage: Eukaryota; Metazoa; Chordata; Mammalia; Primates; Lemuridae
Gene: TBATA
Product: thymus, brain and testes associated
Exons: 9
Coding region: 80-1021 (313 amino acids)
Source: RefSeq, a predicted model, not a curated record
GGAGAGGCCCCUGCUGGGGUCAGCCCGCUGGCCCUAGGAGGUGUAUAUAAGGUGCCUUUGCUCCAUUCCAGGUGUUUGGAUGAGGAGUCCAAAGGCAGAGCCGAAACCUGAGAAGAAGUCAGAGCAGAGGCCACAGAGCCACAGGGAGGACGGGCCACAGAAGGAGCUGGUGAUCCCAGGCAUCGUGGAUUUCGAGCUGAUCCGAAAGGCGCUGAGGACCCCCAAGGCCCAGACCCCUGGCGCCUACCGCUUUGACCGCCUCAGCCACCACUCCUUCUUCUCUAGGCACCACCCCCACCCCCAGCGUGUGACCCACAGCCCAGAUUUCACCGGGAAGCCUGUCUGUGUCGUCAGGGACGAGUUCUCUCUGAGUCCCUUGCCUCAGUCCACACUCUUAUCCAGCUGUCUGAUGGGCAUGCCCACCAUCUCUGUCCCCCUCGGAGACCCACAGUCCAACCGGAACCCCCAGCUUUCUUCUGAGACCUGGAAGAGCGAGCUGAAGGAGCUGGCUUCCCGGGUAGCCUUCUUCACCAAGGAGAACGAGCAGCAGAAGAACAAAGAGGUGGGUGCAGAACACAGGAGCUGGUCUGGGAAGAGAAUAGAUGGAUCCACCCCCCUGUACCGAGAUCCCUCCCAGCAGGAGGAGCCUCCGAGGGAGCAGGGGGCCAAGUACUCAGCCGAGACUGGUAGGCUCAUCCCCUCUUCCACCCGAGCUGUUGGUCGCCGCAGCUCCCGCCAGGGCCAGCGGGGCCAGCCUUCCAGCAGAGACGGAGGAGUCCGGGCCAUCCUGCAGGAUCAGGAGCUGCUGAUCCUGGAGCUCCUCUGCCAGAUCCUGCAGACAGACUUGCUGAGUGCCAUCCAGUUCUGGCUGCUCUACGCUCCCCCCAGGGAGAGAGACCUUGCCCUGGGACUCCUGCAGACAGCAGUGGCUCAGUUACUGCCCAAGCCCCUGACCUCCAUUCCUGCAGAACGACUCCUGAACCAGCUCGAAGAAGUUCAGGAGUCUCCACAGGAAAACUAGCAGCUGCCCUACAGUCAAUACCCAACGAAGAUGAGAACACCGCCUCUGGCAAAAAGCGAAAAGCCAGAGUACAUUGGGAAAGCACAAGUCCUCCAGGUGCAUUCGAGCCAGAACACAGAGGAGAAAACGACGAAGCCGAUGGAGGAGAGCUGAGGAGCCCCUGAAACUUUGCCUGCCUCACUCAAGCGCAGCCCCAAGUUCAGGGUUGUUUCUGUCCCUCCCACCUCCACAGCAGCACCUAAUUUCCUGUUGCAGAGUCUACUAAAUAAAAUCCUGUCUUCCCUUUGAGAGGACAGUUCCCCUCUCCCAGCAGUAA